Didymella exigua CBS 183.55 is the source of this 936-nucleotide messenger RNA. RefSeq names its product RNA-binding domain-containing protein. The transcript has 5 exons. The record is from RefSeq and is a predicted model, not a curated record. Gene Ontology annotation, molecular function: RNA binding. The coding region runs from base 194 to 901 and encodes 235 amino acids. NCBI's taxonomy places the organism in Eukaryota, Fungi, Ascomycota, Dothideomycetes, Pleosporales, Didymellaceae.
ACUCCAUCGAAGCUACAUCACAGUCACCUUCACCUAGGUGUCACUCCUUCUUUUAUCAGAGCUUUAUUGUCGUCGCGUCACGCGCUCAGGGUUGGGACUCGGUCAAUUCAAGGAUCACCUCCGCACCGCUUGACAGAUUGCUGUUGGAAACCAAACACCUCCCCAUAGCCUUCCCAGGAGAAAUUCUGUAAUCAUGUCUGACGUCGAAACUGAUAUCAAGCGCGAGGAAGAGCAGCGUCGCAAAGAAGACGAGCGUCUCGAUACCGCAGAAGACGAGCGUCUCGAUACCGCAGAAGACGAGCGCCUCGAUACUGCAGAAGACGAGCGCCGCGGAGAUGAUACCAUCGAAGAGGAGGAGAUCUCAGCCAUGAGGCGCCGCGUGCAAGAGAUGGAAGAUGAGGCACAGAAGCUGCGCGAGAUGCAGCAGUCGCUCGACCACGAACGCCACGAGAUGCGUGAAAGCAAAGAAGACGUUGACUCGCGGAGUGUCUUCGUUGGUAAUGUCGACUACGGGGCCAGCCCUGAGGAGAUCCAGGCACACUUCCAGAGCGUCGGCAGCAUUAAUCGUGUCACCAUCCUGCUCGACAAGUUCACAGGGCAUCCCAAAGGGUAUGCGUAUGUAGAGUUCACAGAACCCAGUCUGGUCAGUGAGGCUCUGGUCCUCGACAACAGUCAGUUCCGCAACAGGAAUCUGAAGGUCGUACCCAAGCGUACCAACUUGCCCGGCAUGACGAGAGGCGGUCGCGGCGGCCCUAGGGGAGGGCGCGGCGGAUUUGGAGGUCGAGGUGGACCUUAUGGCGGCCGGGGUGGUGGUGGCGGUGGCGGUGCCUAUGCUCCUCGUGGAGGAGGCUAUCGUGGUGGUUACCGUGGUCGUGGAGGCUCCGGCUACCGCCCGUAUUGAAUGUGCGAGGCUUUUCCGGAAGCAGACCUCGGUCG